Molecule: messenger RNA, 2888 nt
Organism: Anopheles bellator
Lineage: Eukaryota; Metazoa; Arthropoda; Insecta; Diptera; Culicidae
Gene: aralar1
Product: calcium-binding mitochondrial carrier protein Aralar1
Exons: 10
Coding region: 205-2238 (677 amino acids)
Biological process (GO): L-glutamate transmembrane transport; aspartate transmembrane transport; malate-aspartate shuttle
Molecular function (GO): L-aspartate transmembrane transporter activity; calcium ion binding; L-glutamate transmembrane transporter activity
Source: RefSeq, a predicted model, not a curated record
AACCCGAUUACUGCGGUGUGCCGUGUGAAGGACAGUAGCAGUCUUCGUACAGCAGGAUACCGGAAGCGCACAUCUAUUCAACCUCUGCAUCCUCCCCCACCACCGCACCCGUUUCCACACACAGAAAGACAGAGAGAAAGAGACAGAGAGAGAGAGAGAGAGAAAUUUACGUAGGAACCGCAGUGCCGCAGUCCACUUGCAGCGAUGAAGCUGGAGUCGCGAUCAGCAUCAGAGAACACAAUGCAUAUAAAGCGUGCCACAACCGAGAAAUUGCGAGAAAUAUUUAGCAAAUAUGCUACUCAACAGCUCAAUGGCGAGCCGCACAUGACCAGCGAAGACUUCGUUAGGAGUUUCCUGGGACAAUCGUACAAUGAGGAAUCGACGAAUCUUGUCGCCGGCAUUGCCGACACCAGCAAGGAUGGGCUAAUCUCGUUCGCAGAGUUUCAAGCGUUCGAGGGGUUACUGUGCACUCCGGACGCCCUGUACAAAACCGCCUUCCAGCUGUUCGACCGUAACGGCAAUGGCUCGGUGACGUACAGUGAGUUUGUCGAUGUGUUUAAAAAGACAGAUCUGCACGCUAAAAUCCCGUUCAAACUGGACGGCCCUUUCAUACAGCUCUACUUCGGCAAGGACCGACGGCGGGUAAUCAAUUAUGUCGAAUUUAGCCAGUUCUUGCACGAUUUCCACGAGGAGUGUGCGAUGGAGGCGUUCCGUUUGAAGGACACCUCCGGCUCCGGGUUUAUCUCGGCACUCGAUUUUCAGGAUAUUAUGGUGAAUGUGAAAAAGCAUCUGCUGACAAGUGAGGUCCGUGAUAAUCUGAUAGCGGUCACUGAAGGGCAUAAAGUAAGCUUUCCCUACUUUAUGGCAUUUAAUUCGCUGCUUAACAACAUGGAGCUUAUCAAACGUGUUUACCUGAACGCGACUAGUGGCAACCGAUUGGAGCCCAUCACCAAGGACGAGCUUCUACAUUCGGCGCAAACGAUGAGCCAAAUCACUCCACUAGAGAUCGACAUCCUGUUCCAGCUGACUGGUGUGAUCCACCAGAGUGGAGCAUCUAUUUGGUGGCGACAUAGCAAAACGAAAGAUAAAAAUAGACGGAUUGUGUACACGGACUUAAGUAACAUCGCACCGGAACAUUACAUCAAAAACAUAACACACCGAUUGGCGGAGAUUCGUGCAGUCGAGUCGCCCGCGGACCGGUCGUUCGUGAUACAGAUGCUCGAGAGCACGUAUCGCUUCACACUUGGCUCAGUAGCUGGUGCCGUCGGUGCCACGGCCGUCUAUCCUAUCGAUUUGGUUAAAACGCGAAUGCAAAAUCAGCGAACUGGUUCCUUCAUUGGUGAGGUUGCUUACCGCAAUUCUUGGGACUGCUGCAAAAAGGUGAUCCGCCACGAAGGGGUUUUGGGAUUGUACCGUGGGUUGGUACCACAGCUAAUGGGGGUCGCUCCAGAGAAAGCUAUCAAGUUAACGGUUAACGAUCUAGUGCGCGAUAAGUUGACGGACAAGCAGGGAAACAUACCCACUUGGGGCGAAGUGCUGGCUGGUGGCUGUGCUGGUGCUUCUCAAGUCAUAUUCACUAAUCCCUUAGAAAUUGUCAAAAUACGGUUGCAAGUUGCCGGAGAGAUUGCAGGCGGUGCGAAGGUGCGCGCGUUGAGUGUGGUGCGUGAGCUUGGUCUGUUUGGGCUCUAUAAGGGUGCCCGAGCCUGUCUGCUGCGUGAUGUACCAUUCUCGGCUAUCUACUUUCCGAUGUAUGCCCAUACUAAGGCUGUGUUCGCCGACGACGAGGGUUACAAUCAUCCUUUGACGUUGCUGGCAGCAGGCGCUAUCGCCGGUAUACCGGCCGCGUCACUCGUGACACCAGCGGAUGUGAUCAAAACAAGGCUUCAGGUUGUAGCACGGACCGGUCAGACGACCUACACCGGCGUGAUGGACGCAGUUCGGAAGAUUAUGGCCGAAGAAGGUCCACGUGCUUUCUGGAAGGGUACCGUUGCGCGCGUAUUUCGCUCAUCACCCCAGUUCGGUGUCACGCUCGUCACCUACGAGUUACUGCAACGCAUGCUGUACGUUGAUUUCGGUGGUUCCAGGCCAGCCGGGUCCGACGUUGCGAAAGCGAAGAUUAGUCUGGAGCGCGUAAAUCCGGAUCACAUUGGGGGCUAUCAGGCGGCUCUACCAAUGCUGAAUGGUAUCGAGACCAAAUUUGGACUCAGCUUGCCUCGCUUCAAGCGCCAAGGUUCAUGAUAAACGUAGCUUGAAGCAACGUUUUCCGUAGCUUAACGUUCCGAUCAUGAACACCACACACUACCGGGUUGGAACAGUCUAUAGCCUAAAGGACGUCUAUUUUGAAAUGACUUAUCCCCAACCCCUCAUAUUUUCCCUAUCAUGCUACCUAUCUAAGCGCAAAGCUAACACCACUAGGACAUUACCGAUGAAUUUAACUCACUCGCGUAGCGCAGCACUAAUUCACAUAUAACUUCGCAAAUUGGACAUUUUAACGGUGUGGUGUUCAUUGGGGACAGGAAAAGUGCAAUUGUUAUAUCCGUUUUGGUAUAGUUUUCCAGGUCUUUGCUUCAUGUGGAUAGUGAUUUAUUCUUAGACUCGAAGUUAUGGUUUCAUGCGUAAUUAUUAAUAGUUACUCAUUUGAUACUCAUAGUUUGAUCGUGCCUCGGCUGAAAUGUAAGCGCCCUGCGUAAAUGCAAGCGAUGCAAUCGAUGCAGGGAGAAACGCGAAUGGAUAAUGAAAUGUAUAAAUUCAUAUUGUCCUUCACAAACAAAACACGGUUAGUAUGAACAAAAAACAAAAACAAACCAAUGCAGCGUAUGGACAAAAUAAAAACCAAAGUAACCUCACCGCUAAGCAGCCCGAUGCGUAGAUAAAUAAAGACACUAACA